GAAAAAGAUUUGGUCAAAACGGUGUCGUCCCUUAAAAGCCCCGAAAACGGUGCCGUUCAGUGACGUCGGUCCCGCAAACACAAACCAGGCGGUCCUUUUGAAUUUUCUCCGACACGGCGUCCCACGCACGGUCAAACAUCUAACACGCCUGACGCUCCUACUCCUUAACCACCGUCAAUAAAUCCGUCAUCUUCAACCCAAUUAUAACACGCCACGUGUUAAUCUUCCGUCUAAUCUGACGCCGUUAAUCGCGCGUUAUAAAAUCACGUUUUCUUCCUCCCUCACCCAGACCCAGAGGUCUUUCUCUGCGUUUCUUCUUCAGAUCCAACUCCGCUCAAUCGGAUAAUUUAGAAAUGCCGUCGAUGACGAUGACGACGGCUGCGACUGUGACGAUGCCGUAUUGGUGCUACAGCUGCACGCGCUUCGUCAAUGUUUCGUCCGACCAAGACGGAGCCGACGGUGGUAGCGGCGGCGGCGUUUCGUGUCCGCACUGCGACGGCGGUUUCAUCGAGGAGAUCGAGGACUCUGCCGCGGCUGCUGCUGCUGCUUCUGAAGUGAGAUCGGUCAAUCACCCCCGCAGAUCUGUGAUUCGACGCCGGAGAUCCAGUCGCCGUCCGUCGUUUAACCCGGUCAUCGUCCUCCAAGGCGGCGGCGAGAGGGAUAGCGGAGAACAAGAAGACGGUGCUUUGGACCGUCGCGCUUUUGAGUUUUACUACGAUGACGGAUCCGGGUCGGGCCUCAGACCGCUCCCGGAUUCUGUGUCCGAGAUAUUGAUGGGAUCGGGCUUCGAGCGAUUGCUCGAGCAGCUGAGCCAGAUCGAGGCGAGGACAGCCGGGAUCGGCCGAUCCGGGAACCCGCCAGCGUCGAAGUCGGCGAUAGAAUCUAUGCCGAGGAUCGAGAUCUCGGAUUGCCACGCCAACAACGACGCUCACUGCGCCGUGUGCACGGAGGCAUUUGAGCCGGGCACGGAGGCGCGUGAGAUGCCCUGCAAGCACAUUUUCCACGGGGACUGUAUAGUGCCAUGGCUCUCGAUUCGGAACUCUUGCCCCGUAUGCCGGUUCGAGCUACCGUCGGAUCCGAACCGGCGUAGCAACGACAACGACACGGAGGAGCACACUGUCGGAAUGACGAUCUGGAGGCUUCCUGGUGGCGGUUUCGCUGUGGGGAGAUUCGACGCGGCGAUGAGAGACGGAGAGAGAGUGUUGCCGGUGGUGCUGACAGAGAUGGACGGCGGAGGGUUCGGGAACAGCGACGGACCGAGGCGGGUCUCAUGGGUUAGGGCUAAUGGGACUCCUGAGACCGACAGCUCCGGCGGCGGCGGCAGAUUGAGGCGAGCGGUUCGCGGGAUGGUCUCGUUCAUGAGGAGGGUGAGGCCAAACCGGGGCUCUUCGGCUACUCCUUUGGAUACGAACACGGAGAGUGAAUCUAGGGUUUUGGAUCGAUCGAAUUCCUUCAUCGGAAGAUAUUUCCGGCGAAACAGAAGUAACAGAGAAUCAGUUCUUCAGUGAGUAUUAGAACCACCAAAACCGAAUUCAAGAAUUUGCUCAAUUCCUUUUGUCUAUCCAUUCAACAGUGUAAAUAUAAAUUCAGAUGGAAGAUUUAAUUUUUCUCGUAUAAUUUGUAUCAAUUCUCAGUGUGUUACUUUGAUUUUGGAAAUCAUCAGAUGUGUAAGCUCAUAGAUGAAGCAAUCCACCAAUAAUAUCUCAUCUUUUCUUGA
Molecule: messenger RNA, 1717 nt
Organism: Tarenaya hassleriana
Lineage: Eukaryota; Viridiplantae; Streptophyta; Magnoliopsida; Brassicales; Cleomaceae
Product: E3 ubiquitin-protein ligase RDUF2-like
Exons: 1
Coding region: 354-1508 (384 amino acids)
Biological process (GO): protein ubiquitination
Cellular component (GO): cytoplasm
Molecular function (GO): ubiquitin protein ligase activity
Source: RefSeq, a predicted model, not a curated record